AUGGCGUCGGCGAAUUCCCUUACAGCAGGUAGGCAGCUGUGUCUAUUAGCCGACGACGUUGUUCGUGUUCUCCUCCGCCGCAUCCCUCAAAAUUCUCCUGCCAUCCUUCACGGCUAUCAUAGGUUUAGCAUCAAAGGGCGUGUUUAUCCUGCCAUUCUACCUGUAGAAAACAAGAAAGUUACAGGGAGGGUUUUAUUGGGGAUCACUCUUCCAGAAUUAGAAAUUCUGGAUAAAUUUGAGGAUUUUGAAUAUGAAAAGAGGGUUGUUGAUGUUUCGUUAAAGGAUACCCCUGAUGUCUUACAGGCUUAUACAUAUGUUUGGGCCAAGAGUGAUGACACCAAUUUAUAUGGAGAAUGGGAUUUUGAGGUGUGGAGGGAAUCAAAGAUGAAAGAUUUUGUGAAUAUGACAAUGGGGUUUGUGGAAGAAGAAUCUAAGCCAAGAGUUGUAACCUAUGAAUCCUACUAUAAACCAGAAUGAUAUGCCAACAAUCUUUUGAAAGAUCCAUAUAUCUGUAUAGUCUGAAAAUAAAAAACAAAACUGGUUACUUGGUUAGGUUAUGUUUGCCUUAGCAUUCUCUCAUUUUCAUAGGCAUAUGAUUGAUGAUAGAAAAUCCUUGACUU
Lactuca virosa is the source of this 620-nucleotide messenger RNA. The record is from the annotation of a GenBank genome assembly. NCBI's taxonomy places the organism in Eukaryota, Viridiplantae, Streptophyta, Magnoliopsida, Asterales, Asteraceae.